Messenger RNA from Xenopus tropicalis (tropical clawed frog), 1838 nucleotides. RefSeq names its product E3 ubiquitin/ISG15 ligase TRIM25. The record is from RefSeq and is a predicted model, not a curated record. Gene Ontology annotation, molecular function: zinc ion binding. The transcript has a single exon. NCBI's taxonomy places the organism in Eukaryota, Metazoa, Chordata, Amphibia, Anura, Pipidae. Bases 580 to 1761 code for a protein of 393 amino acids.
GCUAGGCCAUCCUUGAAGCUAAUGAGGUUCUACUCUAUUUUUUAUAAUGAUUCCUUUGUAUCUGCACGUACACGAGGGGUAUAAAUAUUAUGAUCACGGAAGAAUAAACUGAACAAGUUUGAACUUCCAUUUGGUUGUGUCCUUCUUGUCCCCGUAUAUGUCUUUGUCCCGGCAGGAGGGCUCCCAUGGAUUACUAAGGUUCCUGCGGUCAGGAACCCUAACAGCCGGUAGGUGAGAGUUUAUUAAUUUAAGUGAAUAUCACUCUUAAUUAGUAGAGCAAGCAAAUUAUUCAUUUAUUGGUCAGUUAGUUAUUACGGCAUACUGGGGUUUAAUAUAUUACAGCAUUGGUAAGUACUGACGGGCCCACUGAGACUCAACUAAUACAGCAGAUUGCCUACCCAAGGUGGCACUGGAUCAUCUCAUCGUACAAGUCCUACAAGCAGCAACUGAAAGAGCUAAUUUGACUUCCUCCACACAGAACAGAAAACUGGAUUCUAACAAGUGCCCUGGAGGAGUUAGUGCACGGUUUAUAGACACACCCAUUCCUUUCAGUUUUAGUUGCUCUUCCUGGUUCCAGCGAUGGCGACUGCUAGUGUGAGAUCUGAGCUAACCUGCUCCCUGUGUUGGGAGAUCUACACCGACCCUGUAACCCUGCCCUGUGGCCAUAACUUCUGCCUGCGCUGUAUUGGGAGACAUUGGGACUGGCAGGAGGGGAUAGAGGAGGAUCAUUUCUGCCCUCUAUGCUUGAAAACAUACAAGAGACGCCCAGAACUGAACAGGAACCUGACUCUACGGAACAUAGCAGAGCGAUUCCGUCCUACUGACCCGGAGCAGGAAUGUUAUGGGAUAUUCUGCACUUACUGUGACUCCCCGGUACCUGCGGCUAAAUCCUGCCUGCACUGUGAGGCCUCUCUGUGUGAUUAUCAUGUGAGGGAGCACAGCCGGGCAGCAGAACAUGUACUUACUGACCCCACCGCUUCCUUUGGGCACAGAAAAUGCUCCGAACACAAGAAAAUCUUGGAGCUUUACUGCCCUGAGGAUGGGGCCUGUAUCUGUGCCUUCUGCCUGGCUGGGGAGCACCGGGGCCACAAUGUGGAGACGCUGAGUGAGGCCUCCGACAAGAAUAAAGAGAAACUGAGGGAAGUUCUAGGGAAACUGUCCCUACAGAGAGAGGAGACUGAGGGGCAAAUGCAGAGGCUGCAGGAGCGCAGGAGGGAAGUGCCGGGCAAAGCAGCCGGAGAGACAGAGAGAGUCACUGCCCUGUUUAGGGGCAUCAGGGAACGGCUGGAAGCCCUAGAGAAGCAGCUCCUGAGGGACAUCUCUGAGGAACAAGGGAGGGUUUCCUUCCAACUUCAUGGUCUGAUCCAGCAGCUGGUUAUAAAUAAGGAUGAGCUGUCCAGGAAGAUCCGUCACAUUGAGGAGCUGUGCAACAUGGCAGAUCCACUCACUGUCCUACAGGCACGGGCACCUGAAUUUCAUGGGGCUGAAGGGGCAGAUAAUGAGGGCAGAGAGGGACAUAAUAUAAAUGUCCUGGCUGUAGGGAAUUGGGACAUGGAUGGAGUCUUAGAUACAUCAAUCACAGACUUAGAUGAUAUAGUGAAAGUAGUGGAGGAGAAAGUACAUAACUCGCAGGUUUCAAAGAUGAGUAGAAAAUUAAGAUUGCUAGGAGAUGAAUUGGGUGUACGUUUUGAGGUGCAUGUUCGGGAGAGGUUGAGGCCCGUGAACUGGCUCCCACUUAAAGUUUUAGGACCCCUGGUAUAGCACAAAGGCACAUUGGUGGUUGUUGCAUUUUCAGCAUUGUAAUAUACUGUACAUCACAAUAACACACAGUCAUACAA